UCGGCUAGUCUUUGUUGUGUUGUGUAUUGUCCGUCUUGGAAGUCAGCGGUAUGGCUGCUGAGUUAUUUUGUAAGACGACGAUUGAAGGUUAAUGUAUAUAGUACUUUUCAAAACAUGAUCCAUUUUCGCAGUCCCUAUGCGAAAAUAUCGUUUGUUGCUCUUAGUUUCAUCGUUGUUGUGUUGCUGUACAAAAACUGGGCCCAGACAGAGGCUCUGCUCGACAAUCGACUGAGAGAUGAUCGGGAGGUUGAACACACAGAGGUGAGGGAAGGAGAGGAGCUGGCCCCAGAACAGUGGAGUGCCAGACAGACCAAUGAUGUGACAGGGCUGGAGGAGGCCCAGGAGAGGAUUCGACAGCUGGAGGCCAAGCUGCUCUCCCUGGACAGACGAAUUCCUAAGGCCUUCCCUACUGUACGCUUCCUAAGCUACAGAGCCAAGAAACGUAUUCUGGUAACAGGAGGUGCAGGGUUCGUGGGGUCUCACCUGGUGGACCGCUUGAUGAUGGCAGGCCAUGAGGUGAUCGUGGUGGACAACUUCUUCACUGGCCGCAAGGGCAAUGUGGACCAUUGGAUGGGCCAUGAGAACUUCGAGAUGAUCCACCAAGAUAUUGUUAAUCCUUUAUUUAUUGAGGUGGACGAAAUAUACCACUUGGCCUCCCCGGCGUCUCCUCCCCACUACAUGUUCAACCCAGUCAAGACCAUCAAGACUAACACCAUAGGAACCAUAAAUGUUCUAGGGUUAGCCAAGCGGGUCAAAGCGAAGGUCCUUAUCGCCAGUACCUCAGAAGUCUAUGGAGACCCAGAGGUCCACCCUCAGCCGGAGACAUACUGGGGUCACGUCAACCCUAUAGGGCCAAGAGCUUGUUAUGACGAAGGCAAGCGAGUGGCAGAGACGCUGAGCUAUGCGUACGCCAAGCAUGACAAAGUGGCAGUGCGGGUUGCCCGGAUAUUUAACACAUACGGCCCUCGGAUGCACAUGGAUGACGGCAGAGUGGUCUCCAACUUCAUACUGCAGGCUCUACGUAACGAAACCAUCACAGUUUAUGGCCGUGGAAAUCAGACUCGGUCGUUCCAGUACGUCUCAGAUCUGGUGGAUGGCUUAAUAGCUCUCAUGGCUUCCAAUUACACAUUACCCAUCAAUCUGGGAAACCCUGUGGAAUAUUCCAUUAAAGAAUUCGCUGUGAUGAUCAAGAAGCUCGUGGGGGGCAACAACCCCAUAGAACAGACUGCAGCUGUAGAGGAUGACCCUCAACGCAGGAAACCUGACAUUUCUAGAGCUAAACGCUACCUACAGUGGGAACCUAAGGUAUCGUUGGAAGUGGGACUGAAGAGGACAGUAGCAUAUUUCCGUGAAGUCUUGGCUGAAAACAAGUGGAAACACUUGACGGUAGCGUCAGUCACAAAGGGCUUUAGCCCUGGCUAGAAAGGCUGAUUAGGAGUAGCAUCGAUAACACCACUUAAUUUUUAUUCAUCAGUCACUGUUAGAAUGUAAAUGGUACUGAAAAAAUCCAGUGAGUUUUAGCAAUUUCAUAAUAAGUUUGAGUACUAAUUUCAUAACAUUCUGAAAGAAUUUCAACAAAUUAUUUUAACCACCAAAUAAGUUUUCAGUAAGCCAUCUCUACAUGAUCAGCAUGACUGUGUGUAAGACUUUGAACACAGUUGGCUGAUAAUUGUACCUGAUGCUGUCAAUUUGUGUUUGAUGUGCUAUUCGUGCUGCUCUCUAAUAAAAUGGUACAAUUUCUAAUGACUAGUGCUGUUUUCUGUUUUAUUUCUUAAUUACAAUUAAUUCGUUUAGCUGUUUGGGCUUCUAUAUGCCUGGGAUGAUCAUGUUGGGGUGAAGUCAAUCUGGAUUAGAAUAUUAACUGAUGAGGAAAUUAGUAUGGGCACCCCUUCAGUGCUACAAGCAUUAGUUGUAGAGAAUAUCCAUGAAUAUUCCGCCGGUUGUUUUUACUAUAGAUACAAACUGUAUAAAUAUAAGACAUUAAAAUGGACCAUGACAGUGAUAUAAAUGGCUCAAAUAAGGUAACACCACACCAUUAACAAAGUGUAGGCAGGUGUAAUCUUCCCUAGACAUUGUUAUAAACUAUACAGCGAGUGCCGAAUUUAUGACAGCACAUUGAGGGAUGGUUUCUAGACGUACCUUUAUGGUUCUGACACUUUCAGCCAAGACCCUACUUACCAGUGAAUGUGUCAGUGGAGUUUAACUGAAAGUUUACUUUUAAACAGUGUUAGAUUUUAGCUAAAGCAUUAAAUUUACGUAUUUGUAUUAUGAUAUUUGUGCUUUUGUUAAGCCGUAUUAUUUGUUAUCAGUUGUAAAUCAGGUUAGUUUAUUAUCUUUCAUGAAUUUUAAGCACUUUACAAAACUGUAAGAACGAGAGAAACGUUUUAUAAUAUUAAACUGAGAAUGUAUUACUGUUGAAAACGUAUAAAAUAACAUAGUUCAAAAUUGUUUUAUGAUGGAAAAAAAAUUAAAAAUGCCUCUAUUGGA
Molecule: messenger RNA, 2487 nt
Organism: Homalodisca vitripennis (glassy-winged sharpshooter)
Lineage: Eukaryota; Metazoa; Arthropoda; Insecta; Hemiptera; Cicadellidae
Gene: Uxs
Product: UDP-glucuronic acid decarboxylase 1
Exons: 9
Coding region: 115-1422 (435 amino acids)
Biological process (GO): D-xylose metabolic process
Cellular component (GO): cytoplasm
Molecular function (GO): UDP-glucuronate decarboxylase activity; NAD+ binding
Source: RefSeq, a predicted model, not a curated record